Pelobates fuscus (common spadefoot toad) is the source of this 2734-nucleotide messenger RNA. RefSeq names its product casein kinase 2 alpha 2 (gene CSNK2A2). Gene Ontology annotation, biological process: peptidyl-threonine phosphorylation; regulation of chromosome separation; peptidyl-serine phosphorylation. Lineage: Eukaryota; Metazoa; Chordata; Amphibia; Anura; Pelobatidae. The record is from RefSeq and is a predicted model, not a curated record. Gene Ontology annotation, cellular component: protein kinase CK2 complex; cytosol; nucleus. The coding region runs from base 136 to 1185 and encodes 349 amino acids. Gene Ontology annotation, molecular function: protein serine/threonine kinase activity; ATP binding. The transcript has 12 exons.
CGCUCACUCGGUUCCGGUUGCCUUUCUGUCCGUAGCGGUCCCGGAAGCCACUGUCCCCGGCCCGGCCUGGCUGCGCUCCGUGUGGCCCUCCCCCUCCUCCUGCGCCGGGGCCUCCUCUCCCCUCCCCCCGGAGCCAUGCCGGGCCCCCAGGCUGGGAGCAGAGCCCGGGUCUAUGCCGACGUCAACAGCCUGAGGAGCCGCGAGUACUGGGACUAUGAGGCGCACGUCCCCACCUGGGGAAAUCAGGAAGAUUAUCAGCUGGUUAGAAAACUCGGUCGCGGCAAGUACAGCGAGGUGUUUGAAGCCAUAAAUAUCACAAACAAUGAGCGUGUUGUGGUCAAGAUCCUUAAGCCAGUAAAGAAGAAGAAGAUUAAGCGAGAGGUUAAAAUUCUGGAGAAUUUACGGGGUGGCACCAACAUCAUCCGGCUUCUUGACACAAUCAAGGAUCCAGUGUCCAAGACUCCAGCCCUUGUCUUUGAAUACAUCAAUAACACGGACUUUAAGCAGCUUUAUCAGGUCCUCACAGACUAUGACAUUAGAUUUUACAUGUACGAACUGCUAAAGGCCUUGGAUUACUGCCACAGCCAGGGGGUCAUGCACCGCGAUGUGAAGCCUCAUAAUGUAAUGAUUGAUCAUCAGCAGAAAAAGCUCCGGUUGAUAGACUGGGGCCUGGCAGAGUUUUACCAUCCGGCACAGGAAUACAAUGUGCGAGUGGCUUCUCGUUACUUCAAGGGUCCUGAGCUGUUGGUGGAUUACCAGAUGUAUGACUACAGUCUGGACAUGUGGAGCCUGGGCUGUAUGUUGGCCAGUAUGAUCUUUCGUAAGGAGCCAUUCUUCCACGGCCAAGACAAUUAUGACCAGCUGGUAAGGAUUGCCAAAGUGCUGGGCACUGAUGAGUUAUUUGGAUACCUUAAGAAAUAUCACAUAGAGCUCGAUCCUCACUUUAACGACAUCCUGGGCCAGCACUCACGGAAACGCUGGGAGAACUUCCUGCACAGUGAGAACAGACACCUAGUGAGUGCAGAGGCUCUGGACAUGUUGGAUAAAUUACUGCGUUACGACCAUCAGCAGAGACUGACGGCACGGGAGGCCAUGGAGCACCCUUACUUCUAUCCAGUUGUGAAGGAGCAGCAAGUGCAGGCAGACAGCUCUCUGGUCCCUAGCAGCCUGUCAGCCACUCGAUGAGGACUAAGGAUUGUGGGAUGCCGCUGUGGUUCUCACUAUGUUUCCGUGAGCAGGACCAGAUCCUGGCAUGAGUUGCCGUAAAUGCGUGCAGCCUGGGGCGAAUUCAGCGGCACUGCUCCCCAGAAUCCUUCUAUUUGGUCACUGAGAUACAACAAUGGACAGUCUGCGUUCUCACUUGUUGGACUGUGACCCCAGACCUCUCCCAUUCCUUUCUUACCUCGGAGGGUAGGAAGAUUUGGAGUCUGCAUAAAUAUGUACCUUGGUUGACCCUUUGCCUUUUGGACAGCACUUCCUUGUAGAGCUGGUCAGGUAUUUCUGAGCAGAUCUUGCAGGGAUGUGAGAGUCGGCCAGUAGAUCGCAGGCUUUGAGGGAAUGAUUGCCAGGAUAAAGACUGAUUACUGCGCGGUUCCUUGUUUGUCAUUGUAUGAAGUGGAGCAGUUUGUUACAGGGUAAUACUAUGACAGAUGCAGCAAUACCCCCUGUACCACAAGAUUAUUCUUAUUAUUUUUAACAUUAUCCAGGGACCUUGUAGGUUUUAAGGCCAUGAUUUGUGAGUUUGAAAGCUCUAUAUUUCCAGUCUUAAUUUUCUGUUUUUCUGCAGAGCCGGCAAAUUUUGGUGACCGUGCUAAAAGGAGAAAUUAGCCGCACGUCGAGACUGCCAUUUUAGUUUAGAGACUGUACCCAUUUUGGUUCUCUUGUAUUGAGUUUUGGUCAUGUUUAGUUCCAACGCUGGGACUGAGCUCAGGAGAACGUGCAUAUAUAGACCAGUUAUCCCAUGUGAAUGUUUGUUUGUUUUUGCCUUUUGGUUAAUGGACAAUCCGUGUAAUGGGCACCUUCAGAUACCUAGAGUCACCCUUUUCUGCCAGGCAGGACAGCGACUUUGUAAUCUACUCCUGGCCCCUUUAACCUGCCCAGCAUAGGACAUCCGUUAUACUGCUCCCAGGGUGGAGGGUGUGACCACCCACGUGGUUUUCACCCGUUCUCUUAUCACAUUCAAGCUACCUCGGUAACUGGCUCUGCUGCAGCGUGGGAGCCCGGCCGCUGCAUUCUCUGCUUCUUAGUCUACGGCUGUGAGUUUGGAAUAGACUUUCCUGGGGGGAAGACAGUGUUUCAGUGUUUUUAUUUUUUAUUAUUUCCUUGUGUAAGCUCAUGGGGUCAUUAAGUCUGCAAGUUUGGGCUGUGGUACACUGUGCUAUCAUUGACUAGUCCUUCCAGUGAUACAGGGUACAGCAGUUCCCCCUGACACGGUCUAUAAAUUGAUCCAGUCGCCUCGGAGAUGGAGAGGUCUACAAACCCUUCAUUUUAAUAAACCCUUUCCACUGUCUGGGUGGUAAAGUGGAAACUCAUAUAUUACAAUAUGGGCGCUUCAUGUGCAACCUUAACCCUCCGAGGGUCUGCAUACCAGGACAGGGCAUUCCUGUCUUACCUUCCCUUUGAUUCCCAGUAACGAUGGGCCCUUGUGGGCAUAUAGAGUGUUAGGUACACAUUGACCCAAACAGUACUGUCUCCCACCUCUUGGAAUCCAGUCUAUAAAUACCUCUGAUAAGCA